UCACGUGGUACUGUCUGUUUCCUCAUUUGAACUAUGAUUUGAGCCAGUGACCGAUGGUUUUUGUACUAAAGAGUCGCAGUAAAAGCUUCUUUCGGCAUGGCUUUUGACACGCGCCCGCUCUGUGUCUGCAAAGUGAACCUCCUCUUCAUUUUCGCGCUUUUCGCGGCGGUGGAAUGUCUGUCGAAAGGUUUCCGGAGUCACGCGCGUGAUGAUGGCAGCCGCGAGGCUGUGUUUGAGGAGCAGUGGUUCACGCAGAAGCUGGACCACUUCAGUGGUGCGGAAAGCAGCGUGUGGAAGCAGAGAUACUUCCUGAAUGAAGCGUUCUACAAACCCGGCGGACCAGUGUUCCUGAUGAUCGGAGGAGAGGGUCCAGCAAACCCCGCGUGGAUGAAGAACGGAACCUGGCUGACUUAUGCAGACAAGCUGGGAGCCCUGUGCCUGAUGCUGGAGCAUCGCUUCUACGGGAAGAGUCACCCAACCGCGGACCUCAGCACAAACAACCUGCGCUUCCUCAGCAGCCGUCAGGCCCUGGCCGACCUGGCCCAUUUCCGUACCGUCAUGGGCGAGGCCCGAGGGUUGACCAACAACAAGUGGGUGGCGUUCGGCGGCUCGUACCCGGGCUCUCUGGCCGCCUGGUUCCGGCUGAAGUACCCUCACUUGGUGUAUGCCUCUGUGGCUACCAGUGCACCCGUGCAUGCAACGGUCAACUUUCCAGAGUACCUUGAGGUUGUGUGGCGUUCACUGGCCUCCGAGAAUGCGCAGUGUCCCUUGCUGGUGAAGAAGGCUUCAGAUUCCCUGGUGCAGAAGUUGAAAGACCCCGAGACAUUUGACAACAUCACCAAAGACUUCAACCUAUGCUCCAAACUGCAGAUCCAGACAGAGAUGGACUCUGCUUACUUCCUGGAGAUGCUGGCUGGUAAUUUCAUGGAUGUUGUCCAGUACAAUGAAGAUAACCGAGAGUUUGAGGGUGUUCAGGGGGGGAACAUCACCAUCAAGGUGCUGUGUGAUGUGAUGAGCGACCCCUCGCUGGGCGAUCCUUACGCCCGGUACGCCGCGGUGGCCCGGCUCCUGAUGGACACCUUCUCACUCAAAUGCUUGGACGCCAGCUUCAGUAACUACCUGAGAGACAUGACCAACACGUCCUGGGAGGGGCCUGCUGCAGGCGGAGGGAGACAGUGGGUCUACCAGACGUGCACUGAAUUUGGAUUCUACCAGAGCACAGAUUCACCCAACCAGCCUUUCACUGGCUUUCCUCUUGAUUAUCAGCUGAAACAGUGUGCAGAUUUCUACAAUGUCAGCGCUGAACAGGUGGCACAAGCUGUGGUCCAGACCAACGAGUACUAUGGGGGCUACAACAUUAAAUCCAGCAGAAUAGUCUUCCCCAAUGGGUCCAUAGAUCCCUGGCACGCUCUGGGGAUUACCCAGGACAUCACAGCCGAACUCCCCGCUGUUUUUAUCAAAGGAACGGCCCACUGUGCCAACAUGUACCCAGCCAGGAGCCAGGAUCUGCCGCAGCUUUCUCUGGCUCGUGACCACGUCCUACUACUUCUCCAGCAGUGGCUCAAAAACUGACCUGGGGAUUUUAAAAAACCUGAAAAACUCCAAGAGGAAGUUCACCCAAAUCUCUGUCUGAUUAACAGAUUAUUCAAUCGCCUCUUUGCACAAAUCUUUGUACUUUGGAAGAAAUGGAAUGAGAUUUGAAGAUGUAAUAAAAUCCUGUGUUUACAAAGA
Messenger RNA from Oryzias melastigma (Indian medaka), 1731 nucleotides. RefSeq names its product serine protease 16 (gene prss59). The coding region runs from base 97 to 1572 and encodes 491 amino acids. NCBI's taxonomy places the organism in Eukaryota, Metazoa, Chordata, Actinopteri, Beloniformes, Adrianichthyidae. The record is from RefSeq and is a predicted model, not a curated record. Gene Ontology annotation, molecular function: serine-type exopeptidase activity; dipeptidyl-peptidase activity. The transcript is spliced from 9 exons. Gene Ontology annotation, biological process: proteolysis.